Molecule: messenger RNA, 1678 nt
Organism: Thunnus maccoyii (southern bluefin tuna)
Lineage: Eukaryota; Metazoa; Chordata; Actinopteri; Scombriformes; Scombridae
Product: E3 ubiquitin-protein ligase TRIM39-like
Exons: 1
Coding region: 60-1454 (464 amino acids)
Biological process (GO): protein ubiquitination
Molecular function (GO): zinc ion binding; ubiquitin-protein transferase activity; protein binding
Source: RefSeq, a predicted model, not a curated record
AAGGAGUGGCACCAUCUCCUGUCUGCAAGCUGUGUUUUCGGCUUCUAUCGUAGAGGAAAAUGGCUUCACGAUCAGAGAAGGAUUUCUGCUGUCCUGCCUGCUAUGACAUCUUCAAAGAUCCUGUCCUCCUGUCAUGCAGCCACAGCUUCUGUAAAGUCUGCCUGGAGAACUGGUGGAGAGGUAAACAAACCCAUGAAUGUCCAGUAUGUAGAGCAAAAUCUGAAUGGAGCGAUCCACGUUGCAACCUGGCGUUAAAAAACCUGUGUGAGGCCUUUUUACAAGAGAGAUGUCAGAGAGCUUCUUUAGAGUCUGAGGCGCUCUGCAGUCUGCACGCCGAGAAACUCAAACUCUUUUGUCUUAACCAUCAGCAGCCAGCGUGUCUCGUCUGCCGAGAUGCGAAAAUACACACCGACCACAGAUUCAGACCCAUCGAUGAAGCUGCACAAGAUCACAGAGAGGAGGUCCAGAAAUCCCUGAAGCCCUUACAGGAGAAGUUAAUGGUAUUUAAUCAGGUUAAAGGAAACUGUGAUCAAACGGCAGAGCACAUUAAGGCGCAGGCUCGACAGACAGAGUGGCAGAUUAAGGAGCGGUUUAGGAAGCUUCACCAGUUUCUACAAGAGGAAGAGGAGGCCAGGCUGGCCGUUUUGAGGGAGGAAGAGAAGCAGAAGAGUCAGAUGAUGAAGGAGAAGUCUGAAGCUCUGAGCAAAGAGAUAGCAGCUCUUUCACACACAGUCAGAGCCACAGAGGAGGAGCUGAGAGCUGAAGACUUAUCAUUCCUGAAGAACUACAAGACCGCAGUAGAAAGAAUCCAGCGGUGCCCCCUGCUGGAUGAUCCAAAGCCGGGGUCAGGAGCUCUGAUCGAUGUGGCCAAACACUUGGGCAACCUGACCUUCAACAUCUGGAACAAGAUGAAGGACAUGAUCUCCUACACUCCUGUGAUUCUGGAUCCAAAUACUGCUCAUCCAGAACUCAUCCUGUCUGAAGAUUUGACCAGCAUGAGACAUGGAAAGAGGAAGCAGCUCCCUGAAAACCCGGAGAGGUUUGAGUACUGGGAUUCUGUCCUGGGCUCAGGCUUCAACUCGGGGACUCACAGCUGGGAUGUUGAGAUCGGAGACAACACGGACUGGGAACUGGGAGUGUUAGCAGAGUCUGUUUGCAGGCAGGUAUUCACGGGAUCUACAGUAUGGAGCGUAGAACACAGUGAUGCUGGUUACAGAGCUUUCUCCUCAACACAUAAAUACACCGCUCUCCCAAUCAGAGAGAAGCUCCAAAGCAUCAGAGUUCAUCUGGACUGGGACAAAGGAGAGCUUUCAUUCAGUGAUCCUCAUACUAACACACACAUACACACCUUCACACACACUUUCACUGAGCGACUGUGCCCGUACCUUUGCACCACGAAUACACUCCCUCUGAAAAUAUUGCCGGUAAAGAUAACAGUGGAAAGGCACAACUGAAUCUAUCUAUCUAUCUAUACAUACUCCUAAAUUGAGUUCUAAUGACUUAUUCCUUAACAUAUGCAUAGUUGUGAAGGUCUGUGUGAUGUAACUAUUGUUAUUUUUGCUCAUGUUUGUGGGUAUAAGAACUCUUAACACAUUCACGGAGUCUGCGCAGAUGUUUUCUGUAUGUGAAACAUACCUGCUUAUGUAGACACCAAAUAUACACUGUAAAAAAAAAAUCG